GUCGCGAGUGGCGAGGACAGGGUUAAUUUUGCGAGGAGUAUGAUUGACACGCCGCGUUUUCUGCUUGCUCCUAUAUCAAGCAUGCGUAGAGCUGAGCUGAGGGGAGCAGAAAACUCUGGAGCAGAGAAGCAGCCGGGAGGGCAUAGGACUGGCAGGGAUGCUGUUUCUGAAGCAUGCUCUCGGGCCGGCAGGGCGCUGCCUCUACAGGACACAGAGGCUGCUGGUGCGGACCCCGCUGUCUUACCCACAGGUCUGUGCGGACAAAGGCUGUGUGCGCUGGCACAGCGGCGAGGGCGGCAGAGACAGGAAUCCACGAUGGCAGCACAUGGUGGCAGGGCUGGCGGCAGGGACUGGCAUGGUGCUGGCAUUCGGACUGUACCACAGACUGGAGGAGCAAGCAGCCUCAGUGGAGCAGUUGGCCGACUCCACAGGCAGAGGAGGGGACGCUGUCUUCCCAGAUACAGCGGCUCCAGCGUACCCUAUCUUCACCCGGGAAGAGGUCACCAAACACAGGACGAUGCAGGACGGGGUGUGGGUGACCUUUGGGGACAGCGUUUAUGACAUCACAGAGUUUGUAGGGCUGCACCCCGGGGGCAGUAAGAUCAUGCUAGCAGCAGGGGGUGCCCUUGAGCCCUUCUGGGCAAUGUACGCUGUUCACAACCAGGAGCAUGUGCUGGAGAUCCUAGCAGAGUACAAAGUGGGGGAGCUGAGCCCUGAAGACAAGACGAAAGGAUCGGGGUCAAUUUCAGACCCGUACGCCAGCGACCCUCCCAGACACCCGGCUCUCAAAAUCAACAGCCUGAAGCCUUUCAAUGCAGAGCCGCCCUCGGAAAUCCUGUCUGAGAACUUCCUCACGCCAAACGUCUUCUUCUUCAAGAGGAACCAUCUCCCCGUCCCCGAGGUGGACCCGGAGAGGUAUCGGCUAGAGAUUUCCGGGGAAGGCAUUCCCAAGGCUCUGUCCCUAACCCUGGAAGAUCUCAAGACCAAGUUCCCCAAGCACACUGUGACGGCCACUCUGCAGUGCGCGGGGAACAGGCGGUCGGAGAUGAAUAAGAUCAAGCAGGUGAAGGGGCUGGACUGGGGCAUCGCGGCCAUCAGCAACGCCCAGUGGGGAGGGGCGCGGCUGCGCGAGGUCCUGGAGCAUGCGGGAUACCGCCACGGGGGUUCCGCCCAACACGUGCAGUUUGAAGGCCUGGACAAGGAUGUCUCCGGGACUCCCUACGGGGCCUCCAUCCCGCUCCGCAAGGCCCUCGCUGACGAUGGAGACGUGCUGCUGGCUUACGAGAUGAACGGGGAGGAGCUGCCCAGGGAUCACGGCUUUCCGCUCAGGGCGGUGGUGCCGGGGAUAGUGGGAGCCAGGAACGUGAAAUGGCUUGGCAAAAUCAUCGUGAGUGCCGAAGAGAGCAAGAGCCACUGGCAGCAGAACGAUUACAAAGGCUUCUCCCCCUCCGUGGACUGGGACACGGUGGACUUCAAGUCAGCCCCGGCCAUCCAGGAGCUCCCGAUCCAGUCUGCGAUCACGGAGCCACGAGACGGGGCGCUGCUGGAGAGGAGCGGGGAGCAGGUGACCGUGAGAGGGUACGCCUGGAGCGGGGGAGGCAGGGAAGUGGUCAGGGUGGACGUUUCUCUUGACGGGGGCAAAACGUGGCAAGUGGCCACACUGCGGAGCGGGGAGGAUGCGCCGCCUGUGGGCCAGGCUUGGGCCUGGAAGCUGUGGGAGCUGAGCGCCCCCUUUCCCCAGGAGGGUGAACAGCUGGAGAUUGUGUGCAAGGCUGUGGACAACAGCUACAACAUGCAGCCGGACUCUGUCGCCCCCAUCUGGAACCUGAGGGGAGUGUUGAGCAAUGCUUGGCACCGAGUGAGAGUCUCUGUGAAGAAAGACUAGACAGAGAUAGGGGACUCAGCAGGGAGACAACCAAUGAAUAAGGUUGAAUGGGGUUUAGUGCAGGGCUGCCCAGUUCAAGUCUGUAUAACUUCAGAAGUGCCCUUCUAUCGGCCUGUAUUGCUCAGCUGAGGGUCGGUAUAGUUUGCUGAUAACUCUCUGUACUGAUCAAACUCUGGGUGAAUUUAACACUUGGUCUAUAUAAGUGCUUUAAAACAAUAAACUGACUGUAUAGCCAGUUCAGCCUGUAUAAUCAAAGCAACCAUAUAUAACUGACCCAAGAUCAGUGAGCAGCAGCUGCUUUUUAUCUUGAUCAAGGUUCAUUAAGACAAAUUGUAUGAAGCACUUCAGAUAUACAGGCUGUAAAAAAGGGGGGAGGGGGGUGUUAAGGGUAGUUCUAGGAAUACCCCAGAACAAAGAACAGCAGACUCAAGGAAUACCCCAGAACGAAGAACAGCACACUCAAGGAAUACCCCAGAAUGAAGAACAGCAGACUCAGGGAAUACCCAAGAAUGAAGAACAGCAGACUCAGGAAUACCCCGGAACGAAGAACAGCAGACUCAGGGAAUACCCCGGAACGAAGAACAGCAGACUCAAGGAAUACCCCGGAACGAAGAACAGCAGACUCAAGGAAUACCCCGGAACGAAGAACAGCAGACUCAAGGAAUACCCCAGGUGCAGUCCUCCCAAGCAGUUUGGUCAUCCACUGAGUUCCACAGAGCACAAGUCCAGAUGAAAACCAGUCAAGUAAAGAGAAUAUCUUUUUGAGUCUU
This is a messenger RNA of Polyodon spathula (Mississippi paddlefish), 2655 nucleotides long. RefSeq names its product sulfite oxidase (gene suox). Gene Ontology annotation, molecular function: heme binding; molybdenum ion binding; oxidoreductase activity. Gene Ontology annotation, cellular component: mitochondrion. The transcript is spliced from 4 exons. Lineage: Eukaryota; Metazoa; Chordata; Actinopteri; Acipenseriformes; Polyodontidae. The record is from RefSeq and is a predicted model, not a curated record. The coding region runs from base 158 to 1885 and encodes 575 amino acids.